This is a messenger RNA of Bursaphelenchus xylophilus (pine wood nematode), 882 nucleotides long. The record is from the annotation of a GenBank genome assembly. Lineage: Eukaryota; Metazoa; Nematoda; Chromadorea; Rhabditida; Aphelenchoididae.
AUGGAGCUGAGGCCAUUUGAUGAAUUUUCCAGAGGAGGUAAAUGAUAUUUUUAAUGAUAAUUAAUAUUAUUUUCGUAUAGAGAACCUUGCCGUUGUGUGGGUAAACUCAGAUUCGAUAAAAGAGGCGCCAAAUUCCUGGCUGAAAGUAUGGAAUUCGGCGAGAGAAAGGCUCUGCACUGAUGGGGCGGCCAAUACCGUGAUGAAAUUGGCCAUAAAAGGGGUUGCUAUUAAUCCUACGGUAAUUGCCGGAGACUUUGAUUCGAUUACGAAAGAAGCUUUGCAGUAUUUUAACGGUAAAAUACGGGUUCCCCAUUUUUAAAUGACGUCAUCUUCAGAAAAAUGUAUAAUCAAGCAUACACCCGAUCAGGACUUUACGGAUCUCAGCAAAACCUUGACAGUUAUUACGGAAACAACCAGCUAUACUAGAAAUCAGGUACUAUACAUUAAACAUUAACUUAUAUUAUAUAAUAUAAUACAUACCACCUUCAGAUAAAAACAGUAUUAAUUCUUGGAGGGCAAAGUGGCCGCUUCGAUCACACAUUGUCCACUCUCAAUUCGAUUAUAUGUUUCCAACGAAGUACCAAAAAUUCUACCUCAGUUUACUCAGUAGACUCCACCAACCUUACUUUAAUCAUCUCGACCAAAUCUCGGAUCUCCACAGAUAAAGAGAAGAUCACCGGAAAGUGUGGAAUCCUCCCAAUUUGUCAAACCGAAACUCGAGUCACAACUACUGGAUUCCGGUGGAAUGUGACCGAUGAGAAGUUUGAGUACGGUGGUCUUAUCAGCUCUUGUAAUGAGGUCGUGGAUGGUACUCUCACAAUUGAAUCAACCGCUCCAGUUGUGCUCACAAUAGAGCUCAAGUCUCCAAAUUCAUUUAUCUAA